Eimeria tenella is the source of this 489-nucleotide messenger RNA. RefSeq lists its product as uncharacterized. Bases 1 to 489 code for a protein of 162 amino acids. The record is from RefSeq and is a predicted model, not a curated record. The transcript has 2 exons. Lineage: Eukaryota; Apicomplexa; Conoidasida; Eucoccidiorida; Eimeriidae.
AUGCAGGAGGCCUUUGACUCGCUGUGUAUGUACACUGCAGCAGCAGCAGCUUCUUUCCUCACGGGGGCCCUUCAGGGGGGCCCCCCCGAGGGCCUACAGGGGGGCCCCCACGGGGGCCCCGAGAGGGCCCCCCCGAAGCACCCCGCGGUGCGGCCUGUGUACGUAGAAGCGAGGGCCUCGGAAGCGGGCAGAGCGAGCAGCAGCAGCAGCAGCAGCAGCAGCAGCGUUGGCGGGGGCAACCCGCCGGCGCCCGCGCCCGCGCAGCCGGCGCAGCAGCAGCAGCAGCAGCAGCAGCAGCAGCAAGGAGUGCCUCUUGUGAUGGAUGCUUGGCAAAGAGUUGGGGCCCGUUUUCUCUCUGUUCUCCCGGUGGUUUCUGUUGAUGGCUUUCUCGUUUCUUCUUCGGGUUUGAGGCUUCCGACUCUGCGCUCUGGAAACCUCGACUCCCGCCGCCUCCCCUUCGCCACUCCCUUUCCCGGGUUUGGGGGCUAG